This is a messenger RNA of Linum trigynum, 945 nucleotides long. The record is from the annotation of a GenBank genome assembly. Lineage: Eukaryota; Viridiplantae; Streptophyta; Magnoliopsida; Malpighiales; Linaceae.
GAAUCAAUCAAGAAUGUUAAUACGAAAUUAUCCCAACCCUAGUCUAUCUUUCUCCCUCAAUCUCGUCCCUCUCUAUCUCUCUUCAAAGGCUUCGGCUGUUCUUCUUCAACCCCUAAAUUCUUCUUCUAAUUCCCAAUUCUAUUCUAAAUCCCUAAAUCUCAAUCAAUUCCCAAAUUCCGAAACCAAUCGAUAGAGCCCUAGAAAUAGGUUUCUAUCAUCUGGUAUCAGAGCCAGAAUGAGCUCAUCGAAGUUCUUCGAUCCAGAAUGGGUCCGUCUCAGCCAGCGGUUGCAGCAGUCUCUUGACCGCUACGAACGGGAAAAGCGGGAGAGGGCGAAGGGUGCGGCGACGGCUGAAGGCUCGACGACAGCUAAGACAGCUGCGGCUGCGGACGACAAAGAAGCAUCGGCGGAGACCUCGACUCUGGUUGCGAGCACUCGUACUGAAUCCAUGUCAAAAUUUGAAGAGCUCUCACUCAGAGAACUUACGAGGGUUUUAAAGUCGAAGUUGGAAGAGGUGACAAAGGACGAUGAGACGACUUUACCAUCGACUGCCGCAGUCCUGCAAUCCAAGGAGAUAGUCUCGCUCGCCGUAAUUUCCGAGGAGGCGAUGUUCCUUGAUGUCGUCGACCCACCAGCACUCCUCGAUAAAGACAACCGGGCGGUGGAGAUCUCCAACGAACUAUCGCAGUUUCAGGCGGCUACAACAAAGCCUUCCGUGAUUGCGACACCACUGGCGCCAUCAUCACUACCUGUUCCUCUACUCGACGCCGAUGGCGAUAACAUCAAACAGCCGCAGCUCUUGAUGAUCACCACCAAACCACCAAGGAAGAAGAGCCAUUGCUGAUGCUCGAAACCGCCAUUGCUGUUAUCACCCCACCACCAUUGUCAAAGGCCGCAGUCGUAGUCGAGGCGUUGCCAAGCAAUUCGGCGAAAGGUGAGGGGAAA